Molecule: messenger RNA, 1674 nt
Organism: Acanthochromis polyacanthus (spiny chromis)
Lineage: Eukaryota; Metazoa; Chordata; Actinopteri; Pomacentridae
Gene: npy7r
Product: neuropeptide Y receptor Y7
Exons: 2
Coding region: 195-1310 (371 amino acids)
Biological process (GO): G protein-coupled receptor signaling pathway
Cellular component (GO): membrane
Molecular function (GO): neuropeptide Y receptor activity
Source: RefSeq, a predicted model, not a curated record
ACAGAUGUGGACGCUCACACUGAAUCCUGUAAACCUGAACGCACAGACGAGCCACAAGAUGCGCACUGGGCGCUACAGGCUGGGAGGAGCUUCGGGAUUUUUCCCACUUGUUUCACGCCACUCUCGGGUGAAGGCUCUUUUGCAGAAGGAGAUACAGGGAAAAGGUGUCGGCACACUUUUGAGCAUCUGCUAAAAUGAGUCCACCAGACACAUCCAACAGCACAGGAGAAGGGGAGGCUGGUGACACCGAUCCCUUGGUUCUGCUCAACGAAAGCACGGGUUUACACCCGCCAGGUUUUCACACCGACAUCACCAAGCACCUCGGAGUCCAGAUCACCCUGAUCACAGCUUAUUCCCUGAUCAUCCUGCUGGGCCUGCUGGGGAACGCUCUGGUUAUCUACAUGAUCAUUCGCUACAGAAACAUGCGAACGGUGACCAACUUCUUCAUAGCUAACCUGGCCCUGGCAGACCUUCUUGUGAACACCCUCUGCUUGCCUUUCACUCUGGUUUACACUCUGCUGGAUGAGUGGAAGUUUGGGGCCCUGUUGUGCCACAUGGUGCCCUUUGCCCAGGCCCUGAGUGUGCACGUGUCCAUCCUGACUCUGACUGUUAUUGCUCUGGAGCGCUACCGCUGCAUCGUCUUCCACCUCGGUCGACGCCUCACGUGGCACUCCAGCUUCCUCAUCAUGGCAUUCACCUGGACUGUGUCUGCUGUCCUGGCAGCUCCUCUGGCAAUCUUCAGAGAGUACCGCAAUGAGGAGAUCCCCUCCAUCAACCUGCGCAUCGCCGUCUGCUCUGAGAAGUGGCCCCAUGGAACCAGCAGGGAUGGAGUCAUCUACAGCCUCUCAAUGCUGCUGCUACAGUACAUUAUUCCUUUAGCCAUCAUCAGCUACGCUUACAUAUGCAUCUGGGUCAAACUGAAGAAUCACGUCAGCCCAUCCACCCGCAAUGACAGCAUUAAUCGCCGCAAAAACACCACAAAGAUGUUGGCACUGGUGGUGGUGGUGUUUGCAAUCUGCUGGCUGCCAUUCCACGUGUUCCAGUUGGCCAGCGAUCUGGACCUGGUGCUCAGGUUCAAGGAGUACAAACUGAUAUACACUGUGUUCCAUAUCGUUGCUAUGUGUUCAACUUUUGCCAACCCUCUCCUGUAUGGGUGGAUGAAUAAGAACUACAGAAAUGGCUUCCUCAUGGUUUUCCGCUGCGAGGAUAAACCAGAAUCUUUCCACCCAGAGGGCUCGUUCAGGACUCGCUCUCUAAGAGGGCUGACUCUUAAUGGUCGUAAUGGUGGACAGCCUCCCACUGCUGUAUGAAGCGUAGACAAUUUAAAACGCCUGUAGAAUAUGAACACAUAACGCGCACCUCUGCUUUGUGGUGCUUGUGAUUCAGAAGUUGACUUUAACGGUCUGAUCUUGAGUAUCUAUGUCACUGGAGAGGGCCAAAAGCUUUGCAUGCAAAUCGCUUAAUGUAAAGCUCUUACUUUCCUUUGUGAACGGUACUAGUGACGUACAUUUGCCAAACCUAAUUCCAAAAUGUGUUUCUGAUGUUCAUAUAGGUGUUAUUUAACUUGCUUCAGUGUACAGUGUGUUUUCCUGUAAAUGUAGAAACUGUUGUUGGUAUGUAAUGUCUAAUUUAUUAUACUCACUGAAGGGAAGAUUAUGAUUAUUGUGACUGUGA